This is a messenger RNA of Nanorana parkeri, 1894 nucleotides long. Its product is annotated as phosphomethylethanolamine N-methyltransferase-like. Bases 108 to 1592 code for a protein of 494 amino acids. Gene Ontology annotation, molecular function: S-adenosylmethionine-dependent methyltransferase activity. The transcript has 12 exons. The record is from RefSeq and is a predicted model, not a curated record. NCBI's taxonomy places the organism in Eukaryota, Metazoa, Chordata, Amphibia, Anura, Dicroglossidae.
UAUAUAAAUAGAGAGAGAUAUAUAGACAAUAUUUAUAUAGUGUGUAAAAUAAACUGGAUUUAUAGAAAAGAGUCUCACGUUUGACGUCAUACACUGCAGCAGCAAGCAUGGCACAUGAAGUGAGACAAACGAUGAUUGAGUUUUGGGCGGAGCACUCACGUGAUGCAACGGUAGAAGAGAUGAUGCUGGAUUCAAGUGCUGUGAUUUUAUCCAAGGAGGAGAAGCCUGAGAUUAUAUCAUUGUUGCCUUGCUUAGAUGGCUUAAAUGUGUUGGAACUUGGAGCUGGCAUUGGGCGUUUUACUGGCCAUCUUGCUAAGUUGGCAAGCCAAGUCACUGCAGUGGAUUUUAUGCAGAACUUUAUUGAGAAAAACCGAGAGGACAACGGUUACCGUGGAAACAUUACCUUUAUGCAGGCUGAUGUCACUCAUUUAGAAUUUCCUGAUAACAGUUAUGAUUUCAUCUUCUCUAACUGGCUCUUCAUGUAUCUAAAUGAUACUGAGCUAGUAUCACUGACACAGAAGAUGUUGGGAUGGCUGAAACCUGGUGGUUAUCUCUUCUUUAGGGAGUCCUGUUUCUAUCAAUCAGGGAACAGUGAACGAACAUUUAACCCUACGGUGUAUCGUACUCCUGCUCAGUAUAACCAUCUAUUGACAUCAGUCACUUCACUGCCUGGAGACAGUGGUUUUGAAAUUGUGAUGUCUAAGUCUGUGCAGACAUAUAUUAAGAAAAAGAAGAAUCAGAACCAGUUAUGUUGGCAACUGCAGAAGGUCCCUCGGGCACCUGAUGGUCACCAGGGCUAUGUGACAUUUCAGCAGUUCCUGGACAACCAGCAGUAUUCCCGAAAAGGAAUUCUAAGAUAUGAAAAGAUAUUUGGUGAUGGCUUUGUUAGCACUGGAGGGCUGGAAACCACUAAGGAAUUUAUUUCCAUGCUGAACCUUGCACCUGGUCAGCGGGUUGUGGAUGUUGGCUGUGGCAUCGGUGGAGGAGACUUCUACAUGGCCAAGACGUAUGGGGUGGAAGUCCUGGGGAUGGACCUGUCGUCUAACAUGGUAGAAAUUGCCAUGGAGAGAGCCAUAAAGGAGAAGACCCCUCUGGUACAGUUUGAAAUUGGAGAUGCCACACGACGGAUCUUCCCAGAAGCAUCGUUCGAUGUGGUGUACAGCAGAGACACCAUUCUGCACAUCAAUGACAAGGGAGCACUCUUCAGGAGAUUCUAUUCUUGGCUAAAACCUGGAGGAAAACUCCUAAUUACGGAUUAUUGUUGUGGGGAACAGCCUUGGUCUCCCGUAUUUCAGGAGUAUGUGAAGCAGAGAGGAUAUAUUCUGUACACACCUGAAGAGUAUGGACAGCUCUUAGAGAAAGCUGGAUUUGUAAAAGUUCAAGCUCUGGAUCGGACCCAACAGUUUGUACAAGUCCUGAAUAACGAACUUACAAGGACACAGGAAAUAAAGCAGGAAUUCAUAGAGAGUUUUUCUGAAGAGGAUUACAACUACAUCAUUGAUGGUUGGAAAGAAAAGCUUUAUCGCUGCAGUUUAGGAGAUCAGCGCUGGGGUUUGUUCUAUGCUGAGAAACCUCUGGAGAUCAUUACUUAAGCCUUCUCUUUAUUUAGUCAAUAUGAAUGUUUGAAUAGAAAAUUGUUUCUAUGUUUACACAGUAUUCCUAAAAUUAAUAAUUAUACAGAUUGAUAUCCUAUGUAUGUUCUAUUUAGUCUUUCUAUAGCACUUUAUAGGUAUUGUAUAAACGGCAUAAAUGUUAUUUAAUUUAGGGAAACCCAUUAGGUCCAAAUGCUAGAUGCAAGGUAAACUAAUGGAAAGUUUAGCAUUUCUACAUAGGCCUUCAGUCUAAAACGAUUCACACUUCAAGAAAAUGUCUAUACAUCAUUUAUAUUUAGGAU